CUCUAUUGCUAUAGAAGAUGUCAAGAUGGGGCGGUUGCUGUUUGUUCAUCUGAUUUUUUCUUCAAUACUUUUAAUUCAAUUCCAAGCAAACUCAGAGGAUAACCCAACAAAGAACGAAGAAAGAAGCUUAGAUCGAAACAGAAAAGGAGGAGGUCAUAAGGCGGAUGCCCCAGAUGUUUCAAGGUUUCAACGAUCAUGUUCAACUGAAGAAUGCAGGGAAAAAGAAUUCAAUGAUAUGCUCGACUCCAUUCUGAUCUCAGAAACAACUACGGAGGCUGAACCGGUAGAGGCUCCACCGAGGCAGGUUCCACAGAGACCAAAGCGACCCUACAUGGUUCGACCCAGCAGUAACGGGCACUUUCUUCAUGACGUUGUAACUUGGGUUGAAAGAACAAAGAGGGCCAUAUUUGGAUUUGGAUAACAUUUCUGUAUAGUUACUUUCAAGUGAAAUAAAAAGUAUUCACCAAUAACUAAAAUAGGCGCAUCGAGGUGAAACCAAUCCAUUUAA
This is a messenger RNA of Drosophila sechellia, 508 nucleotides long. RefSeq lists its product as uncharacterized. NCBI's taxonomy places the organism in Eukaryota, Metazoa, Arthropoda, Insecta, Diptera, Drosophilidae. The record is from RefSeq and is a predicted model, not a curated record. The transcript has 3 exons. The coding region runs from base 26 to 421 and encodes 131 amino acids.